This is a messenger RNA of Funneliformis mosseae, 531 nucleotides long. NCBI's taxonomy places the organism in Eukaryota, Fungi, Glomeromycota, Glomeromycetes, Glomerales, Glomeraceae. The record is from the annotation of a GenBank genome assembly.
AUGCGUUAUGAAGGUUUUGGUAAAAAUGAAGAAACUGACGAUAAUGAUCUCAUGAUGCCUUCAGAUAUCAAUACUUCAGCUAUUACAUCAAAUGUGUCAUGUCAUUCAUCAAUUUCAAGCAUAUCCACACAUAUUACUUCUACUUCUAGAGAUAGUGGUCCAAUGGAUAAAUUUCAUCUAUAUCAAAUGGUUGGAGUUUUAGAUAGUCCAAGAAUUGAAGAAGAUUAUUUAGAUCCUGGUGAAGAAUCCAGCGAUAGUAAUCACAGAAAUAGGCGUAAAAAUACUAAUAAUGAAAAUAUAGAAGCUGUUGAUGAAUUAAUAUUACCAAAUUCCAUUUGUGGCGAAAAUAAUAUAAAUGGUAAUGAAUUAAGUUUUGAAAGAAUAAUGAAUUUAUGGAACCAAAUGUUAAGAAAUGAAAUAUUAGAUGAUGAAUCUGAUUUAGAGGAUGAAAGUAAUGAAAUGGAGAAUUUUGAUAUUGAUAAUUAUCUUUCUGAGUAUAAACAUCCUCAACGAGAUUUUACAGCAAAAUAG